Brettanomyces nanus is the source of this 2853-nucleotide messenger RNA. RefSeq lists its product as uncharacterized. The record is from RefSeq and is a predicted model, not a curated record. NCBI's taxonomy places the organism in Eukaryota, Fungi, Ascomycota, Pichiomycetes, Pichiales, Pichiaceae. Bases 1 to 2853 code for a protein of 950 amino acids. The transcript has a single exon.
AUGUACAAUCAGCGUCAUCACUACCGUCAUCCUACUACCUAUUCUUCCGACUCUUCCAUAGCUGAUGAUUCUCGUGGACCCCUGAAUACUUCUACUUCUGUUUCUCUAUACGGUACAGAUUCCAAGCCUCCUUCCCCCACUUUCAGAAUAUCAGAUAAGCUUCAGUGCUUUAGAUUGGUGGUUAUUCAAGAUGGUGGACUUCGAAAUAAGCAAACCCUUUAUGAUUCCGCCCUAGGACUUUCAGGUGCUUCACCGAAUUGUCCUGGUUCUAAUCUGUAUCAAAAACUCAACAAGUCCAUAUACCACUCCAUGAAUGAGCUUGCCGCAUACAUGUUUGGUUACUAUGGCAUCCUAAUGAGUGAAUCUCAUUGUAUAACAAAAAUCCACUAUUUGCCAACCCUUCCCUGGAUGCCAUCUUCAGUUCUUAUCACUAGAUUAUUCUCUUUGGAUCCUACCUUUGAGUCCAUCAAGCGAUCCACACCUUCUGUCUCUACAUCGACUAAUAACAGCAAGGCUGAUGAUUGGAAGCCUUCACCUUCCGUCAAAUUUCCUGGUUCUCCUGCUCAUGAGAAUAUGUCCACCAGAUUUAGCAUAGGCAUAGUCAUUCCGGUAGGCUCUUCCAUCGUCAGUAUGGAAGAAGAAGUCAUGGAUAACUGGUCGGAAAUAUCCAAUCAACUUGUUUCCAUACAGCAAAUUGUCACUGAGAAGUUGAAGAAAGCUUCUUUUCCUCAAACCAGUCGUCGUAGUAUGAACAUUAAUGCCCAUUCGGUUCAUGGUUCGCACUCGUUCACUCAGAUCGGCUCAAUAACUAACACAUUAUUAUCCAGGAAGCUAAAUUUUGCUUCCUAUUUCCUCCAGACUGAUCAGGAUUUAAGCCAACAGUUUCAAGGUCUCGUCAGAUCCAUUUGUUCUCUUGUUGAAACUCCCCGCUUGUUUGUUGCUUUGAAAGAGUCCAAUCAGGCUCUCAUUGAUUGGGCUUCUGCUGUGGCCUCCUGGCUUGAGUUGAAGGAUGGACGUUUUUUCACUGCCGAUCCGACCUCUCCGUCCUCUGACAAACUGUCUUCUAAGCCGAGCUUGAAGUUCUUGGCCAGGUUGUUUUGCAUUUUCAUGGGUGUUCGAAGGCAGAUACUUGAGAACCCACUGAACCGUUCUAGGAAGAAGGCUGUCCGUGUUGUUAUUGUUACCGGCAAUCCGAUAGUUUCGCAGAAAUUGGUGUUUAUUCUUGCCGGCUUGCUCGGCUACGAUAAGUACGUUGUGACUACCAACAUGGAAGUGCGUAGGGGAUAUGAAGAUUCUGUUACCACCAGAUCUUCUGCGAAGAGUGAUGUUCAAUCAACUGCUGUGAAUACAUUAAACUCCUCCGAUAAUCCCAUGAGCUUCACUUCUACCCAGGUUAUACCGAUAUCUAUUAAAAGGGAAAUGUCUUCGCAUAUCUCUUCUUCUGAUAGCAGUAUAUCGCCUGCUUCGCCUUCAAGCAAAUCCAACGUAUCGUCUACUACUAAAGGUUGGAAAGUACCUGCAAAAGUUGCGCCUCUUACGUCUAGCUCUCCAACGGUGCAGAGCUUGAGUAACGUUAAGGCUGAAAGAAUAUCCAUUCCACAACCCCGUCGUGAAUCAUCAUAUAUGUCUCUUCAGAACCUUUCCACUUCUUACGGUGGCUCGCAUCCUUCUACCUUGACGUCCUCUUCUUCUUGGAGAGGUGCUUUACAUUUUGGUUCUUUUCUGGAGCGUUGGAAAGUCGGUACAUUUGCUCCUCAACAUAGUUUUGCAAAUUCUGCUGUCGAUCUUACUCCCUCUCCACCGACAGAGUAUGAUGAAUAUCCUUGGAAUGGGAAUGCAUCAGGAAAUUCCGCCUAUCAGACUGCAUUACAAGAGGCCUCGUCCUCGAGUCCCUGUUCUGGUGCUACAACCCCUACAAUUGCUGAAAUAAAGGACUUUGGUGCAAGUGCAAUCCCGGGAAAUGGAUCCACGCGCAUUAAUUCAGCGUUCAACAAGAUCUACCACAAUUAUGUCGCCAAACAGAAAUUUGAAAUUGAACGAACGACGACCAGAUUACUGCCAAAGGAUAAUGAAGAAUCACUAGCUAUCUCCGACAAACUUACCGGUAUCAUGAAUUGCAACUUAUCCUUUUCUUACUCUAAGCACGAAAAUAUUAGUGUCCUUUCGGUUGACAAUGUGAAUCUCGGUGUAGAUACCACAAUUAUAGAACCGCCUGUCACUAAUAAGCUUCCUCCUCUUGUUGGUUACACAGAAAGAUACGUUCCCGAAUUUUCAUUAAUGUCGUGCACCCAAACGUCAGGUUUAGAAACAUCGAUUUUUGAAUCGAUGGCUGAUGAUGUUUGUAGAAUGGGGACCACUUCUGUCUCUGAUACCUAUGUUAUCAGUUUGAGACAGAGAGAAGUGAGACUCAUUGAAGCCAAGUAUCCCGUCUCAGACCACGAGUCUUUUUCCUCGUCUCCCAUGUCAACAAGUUUCCAACGAAACAUGGAGAAAUCCAAAUUGACGCACGACCUUCAGAGGUCUAAUUUGCGUCCCAAGGUGACUCUCCUCUUUUCUCCAUUUCUGCAAGAAAAGUUUAUGCAGGAUUUGGUAGAGGAUGUUGACGUUGGGGAGGUAUCGUCGAUCGAUAAAUUUGAUGCGACGCUAAAUGAGAUUUCGCAAUUAAUCAACCGCUUCUUUUGUUCUCAAUCGAAGGAUGGGAGCCAACAUGAUAAUGGCACUUUCCAAAAUAGAGAUUCAAGUUCAUCGGGUACAUUCGGUAACUCUGAUGGUGCUCGAAUCGACGGCGAUGACCUUGAUGAGCAGACCUGCUGCGAUAAACUAAGAGGACUAAUUGAAACUCUACUGGAUUGA